AUGGCACCGAAACUGUUGUUCAGGCGGAGACAGAAAACUCCACUAAAGCAGCAGCAACAGCAACAGCAGCAGCAGCAGCAGCAGCAGCAGCACCAACAGCAGCAGCAGCAGCAGCAGCAGCAGCAGCAGGGAAUUGGAUGUGUUGUGCUCAGGCAGCAGCACACUGCGAAACUUAAUUACUAUCUGGAGAGACGCAAGCAGCAGGCUGCUGCUGCUGCUGCUGCUGCUGCUGCUGCAGCAGCAGCAGCAGCAAAGACAGAAGGUGCUGAUGCAUUUGAAGCUGCGUCGCAAGAAGAACCUUUCCUCGAGGAACCCCUCGAAUUCAAACCUCUGGAGCAGCAGCAGGCGCUGCUGCUGUGCUGCUGCCUCUUCAAACUGGCCCGAGAAGCAGCAGGAAAGAGCAGCGACGCAGCAACUCGCUGCAACCAGGCUUUGACUGCGCUGCUGUGCCUCCUCGUGAGGGUUUAG
Molecule: messenger RNA, 468 nt
Organism: Eimeria necatrix
Lineage: Eukaryota; Apicomplexa; Conoidasida; Eucoccidiorida; Eimeriidae
Exons: 4
Coding region: 1-468 (155 amino acids)
Source: RefSeq, a predicted model, not a curated record